AAAAUAAAUGUAUGAGUGGUGUAUAUUUAUAAUAUGUUUAUAUAAAUCAGAAAUAAGGGAAAAAUAUACGUGUGUAUUUGCAUAACUUACUAUAUUUUUCAGAUGUUUUAUCAUUUUUGUAUUCUGGCUUCAAUCUACAUCUUUUCAGUCAUUACUAUGAUUUCUCUCUUUUGACUUAAUUCAAAAAUCUUCGUCUGUGAGAGCACUUGUACUUUUCCAGCUAAAUAAGUGCGGGUGUGGUCUUUAACAUCUUUCUUCAGUGCUGUGAUCCUGAAGAUUCUAAAUAAAUAUUUCUCAUCUUCAUUUUGAUCUGACAUCAUUUAUGAGAUCCUUGGCUGCAAUCCACGAAAUUGAGGAGAUAAAUACAUCUGGCUUCCUCCCAGGAGUGCGUCUUGGAUAUUUGAUGUGUGACACAUGCGCAUAUGCAAGCAAAGCAUUGCAGAAUGUGGGGCACAUGUUCGCAGUCAACAGGUCUCUUAAUGUGGAGUGCGACUACACUGACUUCAGGCCCAGAGUCAAGAUUAUUUUAGGAGCAUUGUACUCUGAGGUGUCCAUCGCUGUGGCCAGACUGCUGAAUGUGUACAUGGUCCCUCUACUGAGCAGCACAUCAUCUUCACCAGAACUGAGUGAUAAGCUGCGCUACCCAGUUUUUCUACGCACUAUUCCCAGUGAUACGCACCAGACCAAAGCAGUGGCCAAAAUGAUGCAUUCCUAUAAAUGGAACUGGGUCGGGGUUGUGUAUGGGGAUGAUGAAUACGGAAGAGCAGCUCUCCAGAGCUUCCUCAAGGAUGCUGAGGAAAAUAGUGUGUGCUUGGCCUACCAGGAGGUGUUGCCUUCUUACCUGAAUGAUUCACGCAGCAUGCAACGAAUCAUGGAGGUCGCCCAGAAGAUCCGCUCCUCCAGUUCCCAAGUGGUACUGCUAAUCCUCAAGGCAGAGCUGGUUAGCUUCCUCUUUAAGGAAAUGAUCAGGACCAACACAUCAAGGACCUGGAUUGCCAGUGAUGCCUGGUCCAGGAGCCGGUCCAUUGCCCAGAUGGAUGGCAUCAACAAGGUUGGGGACAUCUUGGGCUUUACCUUUAUUACAGGUGAGAGUGAAUCAUUUGAUAAUUAUCUCAAGAAUCUUACAGCAACGCCAGGAGGAUACAACCACUUCAUUGAAGAAUACAAGAACCUGAGAUUCAACUGCACCUCAGAAUGUUUCUCAAACAAGCCCCCACCCUAUUGUCCCACACCUGACCUCCUGAAAAUCAAAUCUGUCAAUGCAUGCAAUUUCAAGGAUCCCCAAGAGCAAAAUGAUGACUACCUUGUGAAAGCUCUGGAUACAAGUGAAGCCUUCCUUACCAAAGUAGCGGUUCGGGCCAUAGCAAAUGCUAUCAAAAAUCUACUAGAGUGCAACAGUUCCGCAUGCUUCGGAGAAAUUAACUUCCCACCAUGGAAGCUUCUUAAAGAACUGAGGAUGGUUAAGUUUAAAUUUGACAACCAGAAUUUCUCCUUUGACAAAAACGGUGAUUUUGAAAAUGGUUAUGAUCUGAUCAUGUGGGAAAAGGAUGGACACCACAGAAGAUUUCAAAGGAUUGGGAAAUACCAUGUUCUUGAUAAACAAAUAGAACUUGAUGGGGAAAAUGUCACCUGGCUUUCAACAGCCAAUACCACAACCCCUCUGUCCAGAUGCUCAGACCCCUGUGCCCCUGGUUCAGUGAAGAAGAUCUUGAACGUAUCCUGCUGUUACAACUGUACCCUAUGUGAGGAGGGGACCUAUACAGAUGCCUGGGAUCUUCAUGACUGCAAAAAGUGUCCCAAUGAAACUUGGUCUCUCAAGGGUUGGAGUGAGUGCAAGCCAAGAUGGGAGUCCUACUUGCAAUGGAGUGCUCCUCAUCCCAUCACCAUGAUGGCAGCUGCAGCCUUUGGCAUCUUGCUCUUGUUGGUUACCUUCAUUAUCUUUUUGGUGUUCAGAGAUUCCCCACCUAUGAAAAGAGCUGAGGUGAGAUUGUCCUGUGUGAUGAUGGCUGGUCUGGCAGUGAGUUUCGCAAGUGUGAUAUGCUUCAUGGGCAAGCCCAGUAUACACCUCUGCCGGGCCCGCCAGGUAAUGUAUGCGAUGGGCUUCACCCUGUGUGUGUCCUGCGUCCUAGUCAAGGCCUAUCGUACCUUCCUGGCUUUCCUUCCCUUUGGUCAAAUGACAAACAGGCGACUACACAAAUUUUACAAGCCACCUGUAAUUGUCAUCGUGGUAACUACUGUCCAGGGGAUCAUCUGUCUUCUCUGGCUGAUCUUUGAUUCUCCUGAUAUUGAUCACACACUUCCAUCUCCACAAACCAUGAAGAAAAUAUUCCAGUGUCGUGAAGGUGCCACAUACAUAGGUUUUGGCAUUAUGCUGAGCUACAUAGCUCUGCUAGCAUUGGUUGGCUUCCUCUUGGCCUUCAAAGGCAGGAAGGUUCCUCAGGAAUUCAGUGAAACAGGCUACAUCAUUUUUAGCAUGCUGAUGUACUUGUUUGUAUGGGUGUGUUUUAUCCCAGUGUAUAUCACCAACAAAGAAGAAGGUACUCCUGUGCAGGCUUCAGCCAUUCUAGUAUCUAGCUAUGGCAUCAUCUUCUGCCAUUUUUUACCCAAGUGUUAUGAAGUGUUUUGGGCGUCAAAGACUGAUACAAUGGAGAGGAUUCUGAAGAGAUGGCGAGUCAUCUCCAGCCCAGAUCUUGAUUCAGAGACAGACAUAGAUUUCCCCAGAAUGAGCACACCCUCACAAAAGAGUGACAGGUUUUCCAUAUCAAGUACGUCAACUAUAUUGAGGAGCUCAGGGACACUGAGCGAGGUUAGUCCUACUGAUUUAAAGCUGGUCAUAAUGCCUAUGUCCAAUGAAAACAUCCCUGCCUAUUCUCUGUCUAACAGGCUAGGAACAAAAGUAACAAGGAGACGUAGGAGUAUAUCCUUCUAAAACUAGUUCCAGAAACAUUCGAUGUGUACUAAUGUGUACUGUACUGAUAUUUUAUUAUACCCUUUUUAAAGCCAACCUUUUGUACGAUUUUUUAAGUUAAAAUGUGUUUUCUGCUAAGAACUGUUGUAUUCUUCAAUAAACAGAAGACCUGACUCAUAUUUGAAACAAAUACUGCCAUCUACUGGUUACCUGUCACAACAUAUCAAGCCUGUUGCAAGAAAUCUUGGUGUCCUGUUUGAUAGCAAUUUGUUUUGAGCAACAUAUCACUAAGCUUGUCCAAUAAUG
Molecule: messenger RNA, 3214 nt
Organism: Siniperca chuatsi (mandarin fish)
Lineage: Eukaryota; Metazoa; Chordata; Actinopteri; Centrarchiformes; Sinipercidae
Product: G-protein coupled receptor family C group 6 member A
Exons: 6
Coding region: 323-2929 (868 amino acids)
Biological process (GO): G protein-coupled receptor signaling pathway
Cellular component (GO): membrane
Molecular function (GO): G protein-coupled receptor activity
Source: RefSeq, a predicted model, not a curated record